This is a messenger RNA of Penicillium concentricum, 354 nucleotides long. RefSeq lists its product as uncharacterized. Bases 1 to 354 code for a protein of 117 amino acids. The transcript has a single exon. The record is from RefSeq and is a predicted model, not a curated record. Lineage: Eukaryota; Fungi; Ascomycota; Eurotiomycetes; Eurotiales; Aspergillaceae.
AUGGCUCGCCCAUCUCAAAAUAAGCAUCCAGCAGCAACAUCUACUGAGCUGCCCACCCUACACUGGACACCUUCCAUCAAAAGGUCAAUCACCUCGUACUCCAUGCCUCGCCAAAAAGACCCCCUAGUGUCGAGCUUUGGCAACGCCACCGAUGCCACAAAUGACAAAAUCCGCGAUUACCAUCACCAAGUCAAAGCAACUCUCACAAACAUUCUCAAUGACGACCGAAUGAAGCAUAAUCCCAGUGGAAGCCGUUGUGUGCAGAAGAUAUUGUUGGAAAACGAGCAAGAUAUGCGAAAACAACGGAGACAUUCGCUCAGUGCAUGUCCUGCUAGGCGAACUAUGCUAUUUUAA